Molecule: messenger RNA, 753 nt
Organism: Nycticebus coucang (slow loris)
Lineage: Eukaryota; Metazoa; Chordata; Mammalia; Primates; Lorisidae
Gene: MED21
Product: mediator complex subunit 21
Exons: 4
Coding region: 82-516 (144 amino acids)
Biological process (GO): regulation of transcription by RNA polymerase II
Cellular component (GO): mediator complex
Molecular function (GO): transcription coregulator activity
Source: RefSeq, a predicted model, not a curated record
AUUGGCCGUGACGCCCUACUAAAGCGCUGCCCAAUCGCGCUCCGGCAGUUGUUUCAGCGACCCUGUGCCUGCUGGGUGAACAUGGCGGAUCGCCUCACGCAGCUGCAGGACGCGGUGAACUCGCUUGCAGAUCAGUUUUGUAAUGCCAUUGGAGUGUUGCAGCAAUGUGGUCCUCCUGCCUCUUUUAAUAAUAUUCAGACAGCAAUUAACAAAGACCAGCCAGCUAACCCUACAGAAGAGUAUGCACAGCUUUUUGCAGCACUGAUUGCGCGAACAGCAAAAGACAUUGAUGUUUUGAUAGAUUCCUUACCUAGCGAAGAAUCUACAGCUGCUUUGCAGGCUGCUAGCUUAUAUAAGCUAGAAGAAGAAAACCAUGAAGCUGCCACAUGUUUGGAAGAUGUUGUUUAUCGAGGGGACAUGCUUCUGGAAAAGAUACAAAGUGCUCUUGCUGAUAUUGCACAGUCACAGCUGAAGACAAGAAGUAGUACCCAUAGCCAGUCUCUUCCAGAUUCAUAGUGCCAGUGAAUACCACAUGGCUGAGAAAAGAACUGUUUUCAAUGCCAUUAAGAAUUCUACAUCAACAACAAUAACACCAAAAUAAAAAAGAAUUCUACAUCAGAUUUAGGUGUAAGCCUUAUCAACAGUUAUAGAUACAUUAAAUACUGACAUGUGUUACCUUUUUCACUAUUUUUAAUAGUCUGUUUUAACUUUUGAUAAAUAAGCUUAUAAAAUUGUGAUUGAAUCAGCUUUAAA